CCUGAAUAAUAAAUGAAUGAUUAUAAUCAUUAGUCAUAUGAUUUAAAACGCACAGGAAUAUUCGAGAUUAAUAAUCACAGCUCAUAGCAGAAUGGCCCGAGGAGAGGGCGGAGGGGGGAAGGCCAAGUCCGAAAUAUGCAUAAUCUUAUGCUUUGCCACGCUCAUCAUACUGCUAGUGCUGGGACUGACCGGUUUAGGCGUCGCUAAGAUCGUCAUGGGCGCGGUUUACCUUGAUGAAUGCGAGUACGAGCCCCUGGUUCCCAUCUAUGUGCUGGUGUCCGGCUGUUCAGGAUUCUUCACUGUUUUACUCGGCCGCCUUAAGCCCAACAAGGACAUACAGAGGAGCAAACAGUCGAAGUCUUCCCUAGACAAGUUCCUCGUCUUCCUCGGCGGGCUGGCAGCGGUCUUUAGCUUUGUCUGGCUGAUAUGUGGAAGCGUAUGGGUGUUUGGAAACUAUAGUGACGUCAUGAACGGGUGCCCUGGUUCUCCGAAUUGCUGUGAGAAGAGCAUCAUUAAGUUCGCUAUGACCGUCACCAUCAUAGACUUGAUUGUGUACGGGCUGAUAUUGUUCGUUCUGGUAUGCAUCUGCGUCAGUGUCAUCUGUCAGGCCGUCAAGGUGAAAGACAGCGCCCCGGGAGUUGAGGCCGGCAUCGCGGGUAGCCUGAAGCAGAACAUGAAGCACAAUCAGCGACAACUGCGGGCUAAGAUGACCACCAUGGGAAAGGAAAAUAAAGGUGUGACACCUGAACCCGGCAAAACGGAGGUUAGGCCUACCGGUAGGGACGUAUACGGCGUCAUGACGCCAGUGUCGGGAACCGGAAAUGCCGCAUUUGUUAUUUCAAAUGGACAUUAGAGUUUAUUUGAAAGAUAUGAGAACGUGUAUACUAGAAUACAAAUUAGUGAGUCAGUUUACCAAAGAUCGCAAGUUCAUAUUUUGUAAAAGUCAUUAAUGUUUUACACAUUACUUAUCAAAUGUAUUUAUCACAAAAUUCACCGCAUGAUAUGCAUGCUAUUGACAUAACUCGUCAAUAUGGUGAAAUCUCCAUUUAGCCAAUGUUAAAGGAUGCCCAAUUUGGAUAGCUAUGGAUUAUAUAAUGCCUAGAUUGCCUGUUAUCUGCCUGGUACUGUUGCCAGUACCUUUAUUCUGCGUGUUUGAAUACUCUACUAGCAGAUGGGCAAACGGAUUCUGGGCCAGCAUAAAGUGUGACCAUAAUGUCACUGUCCUCUUCUGCCAUCUUUGCCAACGAUCCUGUCAAGGAAAUCGACUAGCCUGGCUAUGACGAAGUUCGUGUCAAUGCUUAUAUGUGUAUUCUGAUGACAUGGAGCUAAUGACGGAGACUGUCCGAGAUUGAGGAACAGUCCUUGCUAGAGGCCCGCCUAACUCAUGUUAACGUUGGUGGUUAUAAUUAAUAGGUCAAAGUCAGAUGGCAUGCACUUCCAAAAAGGGCGUCCACAUCGAACAUAAUUUAUUUCCGCAUUGGUAAAAAGGAGAUUGAACAUAAAUACAAUUUUUUUUUUACCUCGUUAUCAUUUUCCAAGGCAAUGGUGACUGCUCUAAAUGCGAACGUCUGCCUAUGGAGACUGGCAGGGCACUCUAGGUUCUGUAUACGCUCUGUGACUCCUAAAGCAAUGAAAGUGAGUGCCAUUUUGUCUUAAAAUGUCAAUUGUACAAUGAUUUAAGAACUACAUGUUUUGGGCCCCUUUUUGUCAAAAGAUGAAUUCGUAUAUCGUCAUAAUACAGUGAUAAACAUAUAUCGUAAAUCGUCAUAAUACAGUGAUAAACAUAUAUCGUAAAUCGUCAUAAUACAGUGAUAAACAUAUAUCGUAAAUCGUCAUAAUACAGUGAUAAACAUAUAUGCAAAAUCAUGUUAGGCAAUUAGCAAAGUAUACUGUCAAGUAGUAGUAUUUUAAUAAUAAUAAUUAUAGUGUUAUUUUCGGAAUGUCUGACAAUAUAUAAAUAAAGUAUAUUGUGUAUAUAUGUAUAAUUGUAAUUUUAUAUUUGUUUUAAACAAAUCGUCCGUUUUCCUUCACAUGUUUUUGUUUCUUUAUGUUUGUGAUACUAUAACAUAUUAUAUGGUCAACUAAUUAUCAUCUUGCUUUAACUCACCUGUGGACGGUCAAUGAUAAUACCAUAUAUAUUGAUUCCAAUCAUUGAUGCUAUAUACUGUAUUAGAUUUAGUGCAUUGUGACAUACACAUAUGUUUAAUUUUGACUGGUGACUUAUAGGCCCGAUGUGUUGGUGUGAAUAUACUAUAUGUUUUUGUUUUAUUUAAAAUGUCAUUAAAUCAUAUACACAUGUCACUAUAGUAAUUCGUUUACUUACAUAUGCGUGAUACUGGGUAGUAGUAUAAACUGUUCUUUUAAUAAACAAAAAUAUACUUUUACAAUCUUUCUCAUUCGUAUUUCAUGUUUUUAUUAUCAAAUUGCCCAACUAUUGUGAUAUUGAAAAUGUUAACGCUCUUAUAUAGCGGGACUUCUAUUGACAUGUUCUCCUUAUUUAUUAUUUAUUACUUUUAUAAUGUUAUUUUCGUGUUUGAGAAUUGUGCAUUUUCACGGUAUCAUUAUUCUAUGUAAUAAAACUG
This is a messenger RNA of Mya arenaria, 2582 nucleotides long. Its product is annotated as transmembrane protein 272-like. Bases 92 to 853 code for a protein of 253 amino acids. The transcript has 5 exons. NCBI's taxonomy places the organism in Eukaryota, Metazoa, Mollusca, Bivalvia, Myida, Myidae. The record is from RefSeq and is a predicted model, not a curated record.